CUGGCGCCGUCGGUCAGUCCCCUGCCGCAGCUCCAGGCCCAACCCAAACGCCGGUUCCUACCGCACGAGGGCGCCCCAGGCCUGCGCCCUCGGUGACCCUAGUCUGGGCGCGCCUGGGAGGCCCGGUGGGAGGGACCGACUGAGUUCCCAGUCCCGCACCUCGGGGGCCCCGCUGCUUCCGCCAGUCCCUGGGGCGUCCCAGGGAAGCCUGGACGCCUUGCGUUGGGCUCUGAGCAGCCGGUAAAUUCCUCUUCUCAUCCUGCCAAUACCCCGGUUGGUGUGGCGACAAUGCAAUUGGCUCCUUUCCCUACUUGGGGCGAAAGCAGUGAUCCCUAGGAUGGCCCCUCUCCCUUCCCGGGCCAGCCCAACCUCUGGGGCCGCAGAGGGAGGGCUCCCGGCGGCCGUCUUGAAGCAACUCCCCAGGGAUUCCAACUUCUACAGCCACCUCGGUCCCCAAGGCGUCCGAAGGGUGGAAAUGACAGCGUCAGACUGGCUGACAAACGGGGAGAACCUGGCUCCAGCCGGGCUGCGGGACCCCCGCCUUCCCCUUCAUCAGAGACAAGAGGGCCCAGAGAGGUUUAGCCGCCAUCCGGGAUCACACAGCCAGCCAGGGCUGAGAUGGCAACCCACCCUGGUCCCGCUGAUCACCGCCUCUUGGGACUUCUGUGCUCCCUCAGACCCCGCCUCUUCCGGAAUCUUCUGCUCCUGUUGUGGACCCUCCUGAGCUGUGAUUUGAGGGGUACUGCUCAGGGUCCCGGGGAAUGGACGCCCUGGGGGUCUUGGAGCAGGUGUUCCAGCUCUUGUGGCCGGGGCGUCUCGGUGCGCAGCCGCCGUUGUGUCCGACUUCCCGGGGAGGAACCUUGCUGGGGAGACAGCCAUGAAUACCGGGUGUGCCAGCUGCCGGACUGCCCGCCAGGGGCGAAACCCUUUCGAGACCUGCAAUGUGCUCUCUACAAUGGCCUUCCCGUUCUGGGUACCCAGAAGACCUACCAGUGGGUGCCCUUCCACGGAGCACCCAACCUGUGUGACCUCAACUGCUUGGCUGAGGGCCAUGCCUUCUACCAUAGCUUCGGCCGCGUGCUGGAUGGCACCCCUUGCACCCCGGGGGCCCAGGGCCUCUGCAUAGCAGGCCGUUGUCUGCUCCGCCCACUCGCGACGCCUGCUCCGUCUGGUCACGCCCCCUUCCGCAGCCCCGCCCAUUCUGACCCAGUACCCUCGCCCCCGCAGAGAGCUGGCUGUGACGGGCUGCUGGGCUCCGGCGCCAUUGAGGACCGCUGCGGCCAAUGCGGUGGCGCCAACGACUCGUGCCUCUUCGUGCAGCGCGUGUUUCGCGACGCGGGUGCCUUCGCCGGCUACUGGAACGUGACUCUGAUCCCCGAGGGCGCCAGGCACAUCCGCGUGGCCCAGAGCAGCCACAACUACCUGGCGUUAGUGGAGCGCGAUGGCCGCUAUGUGAUCAACGGCGACGGGGUGCCCAGCCCACCUGGCACCUACGAGGCCGCGGGUACCCGCGUGGUCUACACCCACGGCGUGGGCCCCGAGGAGACCCUGCAGGCGUCCGGCCCCACCUCCCAGGAGCUGUUGUUGCAGGUGCUGCUACGGGAGCCCAACCCAGGAGUGCACUUCGAGUUCUGGCUGCCCCGGGAGCGCUAUGGUCCCUUUCAGGCUCAGGCGCAGGCCCUGGGCUGGCCCCUGCGACAACCUCAGCCCCGGGAGGUGGAGCCUCAACCUACCGAGACCCCUGCGGUCCGGGAGGCCAUCCCUGCUCGGGAUGCACCAGACCCCUGCGGGCCUUGCCCUGACAGCCGGGGCCGUGCACACCGGCUUCUUCACUACUGCAGCAGCGACUUUGUAUUCCAGGCCCGUGUGCUGGGCCGCCACCGCCAGGCCCAAGAGACCCGCUAUGAGGUGCGUAUUCUGCUCAUCUACAAAAACCGCUCGCCGCUGCGCACUCGAGAGUAUGUGUGGGCGCCAGGCCACUGUCCUUGCCCAUCACUGGCUCCCCAUCGAGAGUACCUGUUGGCUGCCAGACGAGUGGUCAGCCCUGAUGGCACACAGGACCGGCUACUGCUGCCCCACGCUGGCUAUGCUCGGUUCUGGAGUCCUGCAGAGGAGAGCCGAGUUCGCCUGGCUGCCCGGCGCUGUCCAGUAUAAACCCCCGGAGGUCGGAGCCUCAUCAGGUGUCCCUGCGACACAGUGACUCAGGAAAAUCUCCCGCCUGGAUUAUUUUGAGACAGGUUCUCACUGUGUAUAUAACCUUGGCUGCAUAGACCAGGCCGGCCUCGAACUCACAGAGGUCCACCUGCCUCUGCCUCUCCAGUGCUAGGAUUAAAAGCCGGCCUGCGUCAUAUCUAAGAACUUUAAGGACCUCCAAGAUCCUGGCUACUUCCAUCAAACGAGUUUGGUCCAUUCCUUCUAAAAUUACUAUUUAACUUUUACAAGAACUUAGAAAAAGAACAAAUCCCUUCCCUGUCACUUACCAGCUGUACAGGCUCAGGGACACCCCAGUAAAGUGGCUGUCACUGUGCUCAGACAUGCUCAGACACACCCAUUCCCAUCUUUUCCUGACACCCCCUGCCAGUGCACUGGACCCAUUAUGAGACCAGCACAGGACGGAUGAGAGACUGGGAGCACACAAGAGAAUCGAUGACCCUCCAAUCCCGCCCUCUUCAGGCUUCUCACAUCAGCCACUCAACAAACCUGUCCCCUCUGGGUCCUGUCUCUGUCAUAUGGUCUAACCUGUCUUCGGUGACCAUCCAGGUCUGGCUGGGAUCCAGAGGUCAGCGGACUGUCAGCUUUACCCUUGCUCCUCCACAAGAGCUCCUCUGGCCUCUAUCCCAAGUCCUCAGUUUUACCAUCUGUUAGCUCUGACUGUGUGCGGGAGACCUGACAAGUCGUGGGGAAGCAGUGCUGUUGUGGGAAAGCAAUGGGUCACUUUGUUUGAUGGUUAUGUGAUAGUCUUUUGUGGCACCGGGGUGCAGAGAGCACCAAGAACCUCUCCCACAUCCCACACAGCGUGUAGCUGGGGUCUACAGGGAUCUGUUGGAUCCUAGCUCCCCCUGGUGGCGGAACCAUGAAUUCCCAGGCGGGAAGAUGGUCUGCAGGGGCCAGUCCAGAAGGCCUUGGGGACCUCACACCCACCUAUAACGGCUGCCCAACCUGACACUAGAGUCCAGAGCAGGGUCAUCUCUGCUCGGGUCCUGGCGCUGAGCCCGUACACAUGACAGCACGGGUAACCCAGGAGUAGUGGGAAGGCGUAGGUGGCUGGUAUUACUGGCGCGUGCCAGGAGCGUGAGGCCUGGCUUUUCCCCUGGGUGCUGCAGUACUGCCCAGACUGCUGAUUCCAAUGACAGACAGGGAACUGUCCCCCAAAACGCCAUUCACCUCAAAUUUGGCUCUUUGUGGUAGUCAAUAAAGGGGGAUGUUUUAACUUGAAAACAUUGAGAGUCAUUAGUAAACGAAAAUGAAGACCGCAGGAAGAUACCUUUGCUGGCCCGGGCCUGGGAUCCCAGCGGGGAGGAGGGGGAUCACCAGGGUCACCUAGGAAGCUUAAGGAGAGCGUCUCAAAAUAAAAAGUGGACAGUCAGGCGGUGGUGGCGCACGCCUUUGACCCCAGCACUCAGGAGGCAGAGGCAGGCAGAUCUCUGUGAGUUGGAGACCAGCCUGGUCCACAGAGCGAGUUCUAGGACAGGCUCCAAAGCUAUAGAGAAACCCUGUCUUGAAAAAUAAAUAAAUAAAUAAGACAGAGGGCCUGCCAUUGUGGCGCAGAUGGUAGAGAGAUUGCCUGGCAGGCAUGAGAACCUGCGUUCAAACCCUAGGAGCCAGGAAAAGGCUGUGCAGAGGAUCCUGGGGCUGAUGGCCGGCUUAGCCAGGCCCAUGGCUUCCUAGUUCAGUGAGAGUCAGUAAGGUCUCACCUAGCCUAGGCUAGACCCUGGUGUCCCCUGAUCCUGUCCUAACCCAUACCUGGCUCCUCUGUGGUUUGAAUUAAGGGGCCAGGUUGAGGAGCAAUCUGGCCUUGACAGGAGGGCCCCUCCUUUCCACUGCCUCAUCAAUGGCUGACCCGGGUGGGUGGGGCCCACCACAGAGGGGAGGAGCUAUUGCCAGUUCCCUUUUGCAGCCCCCCCCAUCCCCAACUCUGAGCAAGCUGGAUUCCCCCACACCCCUACCGGCCCCUACCCACCCAGACCAUACUGUAGUCAGAUCAUAUUUUCAAACCAGCUGCUGCAGCCCAGGGGACCGGCACCCGGGGCUGGGGGAGGCUAAUUAGUGGCUGCCCUGGAAGAAUCCAGAGCAGAAACUGAAGUCCUCCCCAAGAUCUCCAAGUCACUGUAGGUCCUCUGCUCCAGGGACAAGGGCUUUUCAUUUUCACUGCUCCUCAAACUUGCCAGGUCCCGUCCCCCUCCCCCACCGUGCCCAGGGCUUUGCACCUCUGCCCUGGGACCUUUGGACAUCAGCUCCUAUGACCCCUGGCAAACAGCAGUCUUCUCAGUCUUACUUCUGCAAUGAUUUGCUGAAAUUUAUUUUUAUUACCUUUUUUUAAAAAAAAUUCUUAAUAUGCACAUCAGGCUAGCCUGGAACUCACCACAUAAUUAGUCCUGGCUGGACUGGAACUGCUAUGUAGAUCAGGCUAGCUCAGACUCAAAGAGGUCCUCCUGCCUGUGCCUCCUGAGUUCUGGAAUUAAGGACCUGUGAUACUACACCCCGCCCAAUACUUCUGAAAAGGUCUCAUGUAGCGCAGGCUAGUCUCAAAUUCUCACUGUAGCAGAAGAUGACCUUGAACUAAUAAAUGCAUUGAGCCCAGUAACCCAAGUUUCUUACUUCCUCCUCCUCCAUUCGAAUGCACCAAGAUGGGGGCAACCAUUGACUGCUCUAAGAUGUUUCAUUUUCUGGAAACUGUGUUGGAGGCAUAGAGAGAGGCCACACGUCCCUAGCAGAGCCUUGGGAGAGAUUGGGUUACACAAGACAAAGUCACCCCAGGAACAACUCGGUGACAGCAUUGUGUGCAAAUACAUUAGGGUUUAUGUCUGAUCCCACUGUGAUUUCUACUGAAUAUUCCAAUUGAAGAGCUAGGGGUGGAUAGGCCAGCGAAAAUGAGGGGUUUGAGGCAUGGUCAGGUUGGAGCCCCGCCUAGAAUCCCCAGUGAGGGGCCGGGGGCGUGGCCAGGAAUGGAGCAGUGGUCCAAUACUCAGAAUCCCUGGAUUCCAUCUGAGGACUAUGAAAAUAAAAUCCAAUUACCAACUGUCUCGGUCUGUGACCCUGGCUGUCUGCAGGGUGCGUCUGGACCUGGCCGGUUCCACACUGGUCCCAUGUGCACAGCCCAGCACGCCACCUGCCUAGGCACAAGUGUCAGGUGUGGCCAGAGCUGUCCUCUCACCUGCUUGUGUGGAGAGAGAGGAGGGAACAGACUUGGCCCUAAGUCUAUGACGGGAUGGGGGUGACUGAUGUGUGUGUGGCUAUGUGGUCCCUACUGAGACAUUCCUGCCUGAGGGAGGGAGGGAGGGAGAGAAAGAGGGAGGGAAGGAAGGAGGGAGGGAGGGGUAAACUGGAAGAGAACCAGAGGAGGGAGGCUCAGAGACCAACAGAAGGGCCAGGAGUUAUGUUGCCAAGGAGGACCCCAGCUCAGUUCCCAGCAUGCACCUUGGCGGCUUCACACCUGCAACUGGUGCC
This is a messenger RNA of Alexandromys fortis (reed vole), 5667 nucleotides long. RefSeq names its product ADAMTS like 5 (gene Adamtsl5). Gene Ontology annotation, biological process: extracellular matrix organization; proteolysis. Bases 619 to 2154 code for a protein of 511 amino acids. Lineage: Eukaryota; Metazoa; Chordata; Mammalia; Rodentia; Cricetidae. The transcript has 13 exons. The record is from RefSeq and is a predicted model, not a curated record. Gene Ontology annotation, molecular function: metalloendopeptidase activity; protein binding. Gene Ontology annotation, cellular component: extracellular matrix.